GAGUGGGGCGGGAUGGGGGCGGGACCGGGCAGACCGCGCCGCGUCGGGAGGCAACUGAGAGGCCGGGGACAGGCGUAGGAGGAUGGAGGGUGGCGAGCGGCUCCUCCCCAAAGGUUUCCCCAAGCUGAAGAACGACACGUUCCUGCGUGCGGCGCGUGGGGAGGAGACGGAGCACACCCCGGUGUGGUGCAUGCGGCAGGCCGGGCGGUACCUGCCAGAGUUUUUGGAGACACGGGCCUCACAGGAUUUCUUUGCCACUUGCCGGAGCCCCAAAUUGUGCUGUGAGCUGACACUGCAGCCACUAAGACGAUUCCCCCUGGAUGCUGCCAUCAUCUUCUCUGACAUCUUGGUGGUGCCCCAGGCACUGGGCAUGGAGGUUGUUAUGGUCCCUGGUAAAGGACCCACAUUCACAGAGCCUCUGAAGGAGGUGGAGGAUCUGCUGAAACUGCGACAGAAGGUGGAUGUCACCGCAGAGUUAGGUUACGUCUUCCAGGCCAUCACACUGACACGACACAGCCUGGAGGGCAAGGUGCCCCUCAUCGGCUUCUCAGGGGCACCGUGGACACUCAUGUCCUACAUGAUUGAAGGCGGUGGCUCCACUACAAUGGCCAAGGCCAAGAGCUGGCUCUACCGUCACCCUGAGGCAAGCCACCGGCUGCUACGGCUGCUGGCCGACGUCAUCAUUGACUACCUGGUGGGGCAGGUGGCUGCUGGAGCACAGGCGCUUCAGCUGUUUGAGUCCCAUGCAGGGCACCUGGGCCCAGAGCUGUUUCAGGACUUCGCCCUGCCUUACAUCCGAGACAUUGCCCAGGCUGUCAAAAGCAAGCUGAAGGAGGAGGCACUGCCCCUGGUGCCCAUGAUCAUCUUUGCCAAGGAUGCGCACUACGCCCUGCGCGACCUGGCCCAUGCAGGUUAUGAGGUUGUUGGUCUCGACUGGACCAUCCGGCCCCAGGAAGCUCGUGCACAGGUAGGAAAAGAAGUCACCCUGCAAGGGAACCUGGAUCCGUGUGCUCUCUAUGCACCCAAGGAGAAGAUUGGCGAGCUGGUGAAGAAGAUGCUGGAGAGUUUUGGGACCCAACGCUAUAUUGCCAACCUGGGCCAUGGCCUCUACCCUGACAUGAACCCUGAACACGUGGGUGCCUUUGUGGAAGCCGUGCAUGCUCAUUCCCGUCAUAUCAACAAGCACAGCUGAGCCUGGGCCCUGGGGACAGGACUCUGGUUUGGGCACAGUCACCCAUGUUGUCAGGGGGCUCACUCUAGGCUGGGCUGCAGCAUUAAACCAGGACCUUCUCUGCAGCAGCCGUGUGACUCUGGCUGGGGGAUGGGGAACUGGACAGCCCUGAAGGAGUUGGGAAGUCAUGGCAGGCUGCUAGAGGAGCAUGUGCAGUGAGGGGGAGUCCCUGAGCCCUAUCCUGCAGGUCAAAAUGGGGAAACAGGGAUGGCAGAAAAUUGUGGAGGGUGCCUCUCCCUGCCAGGCUGCAGAGGAUGUGAGCCCAGGUUACAACAGCCAUCUGAGGAUGGCUGUGCUUAGCCCUGCUAGGGAAGGUGAGCUGCCUGAGGCUGGCAGAGUCACAGCCUGGGAGCUUGGGGCUCACAGCCCACCACUGGCAGAUUCAGCAUUAGCUGUCCCACAGUGCUGCUCAGGUUGGAAUGGGCAAUGUGUCCUCAAACCAGAGUAGUCUCAAGGGGCUGGGAGACACAGCGGGACUCACCUGGGAGACAGCUGGCAAAGUGGCAGGAGAACCUCUGACACAGCGCCACCAGCACCCUGCCACACUGGCUGGGAUGGCAGCAGAGGCACCCUGGCCUUCCUCCUCCAGCUCCUAAAGCCUCUUUAGGUCCUAGAGUGUUCUCACAUGUACACCUCCCAUCUCCUCUGAUCCUCGGGGCCAAGCUUGCCUGGGCUCAGCAAACCCUGCAAAAAGCAGCCCAGAAACCUUGAGUUACAGCUCCUUGCCACCCCAUCCCACACUGCAGCACACUCACUGUGGUCCAGGUUGGCAGCAGGAUGGAUUUAGACAUGGGCAGAAAUGCUGUUCUAGCUGGCAUGGAUAGGGCAGUGUCUCCAUCAUGGGCAAGGACCUGAUAACACUGUACAUAGCAGGGAAUUGCACAAAGAAGCAGCCAGGGUCCCUUGUCCCUGCUCUGUCCUCCUCCUUGGGGCACAGGAGCUGGCUAGCACAGGAGGCUGUGACUCUGCUCUGCACAAGUGUGGUGACCACCCCUGACUUCAGAGAAAGGCAGACACAAGUGAGAGACACAGGUGGUAAUGUUCAUCCCUUUUAUUAUUAAACAUCAGAUGAAGAGGUCGCACACACACAUACACGCACGCACGCAAAACAAAACAAAACAAAACAAAAAAAAGGGGGAAGGAAAAAAGAGAGAAACAGACUGGUUGAAGACUGCUAUUUUGGUGGCGACACAGACCGAGUACAAUUGGGUUCCUGGCCAGAGCGCAGACAUGAGUCACUUGCCAAAAAAUGAAACCAGACAGCAGAUAACUAGCGCACAUUCUCUAACUACAAGUCACCAUCCAGACUGGCCCUGGCCCCCCAGCCCUCCCAACCUGCUGGCAAAAUAACGAACCAAAACUGAAGAGCCACCGGCCCAGGGCUGGAGUGUGCCCCCAGUGCGGAGCGAGCCAGGAAGGGCCGAGCGUUGGCUGCACCAGGGAAUUGGGAACGGUGCUGGAAGGCGACGCAGCUGCCCCUCCCUCCCCUGGAGCCGGCAGCCCUGGUGCCCGCCCAGGCACUCCACCCUUCACCCACCCUGCGAUGGGCUGAGUCCUCCAUCGCCAGCAUCUGCAUGUGUCCGAGCAAGCAUCGUCCCGAGGUCCUUCCUUCACUAUCCUCCAGCGCCGGGCUGCUGCUCCUCCAUCCAUCUGUCUGUCCAUCCCAGGGCUGUGAGUUGAGUAGAUGUUCGCCUCCCCCCCACACCCUUCUUGCUGCUGACGAUGCCAUGGGAACCUGAGAAAUGUUCGCGUGCCUCCUCCUCUUUUUGUCUGUGGUUUUGUGUGGGUUUUUUAAAUAAUAGUUAUAAUAAUAAUAACAAUAAUAAUAAUAAUAGCAAUAAUAAAAAUAAUCGCCCCAGCCCACAACAAUUUCAAGUAUCCCCCAAAUAAAAGACAGAAUUAUAAAUAAUUAUAACUUUACAAUUUAAUAAUUGACACAUAUACUAUAGUAUUUACAGUAUCAUAAAUGCUUUUUUUUGUGUUACUUUUAGUAAGCAAUCCCUGAGAACAGUUACUUUUACUUGUUUUUAUUGAAGUAUCUUCACAAAUAGAGGAGUUUGCAUGUCUCGGGCGGGCGGGAGAAGCACUCU
Messenger RNA from Parus major (Great Tit), 3321 nucleotides. It is a transcript of the gene UROD, whose product is annotated as uroporphyrinogen decarboxylase. The transcript has 10 exons. The record is from RefSeq and is a predicted model, not a curated record. Gene Ontology annotation, molecular function: uroporphyrinogen decarboxylase activity. Gene Ontology annotation, cellular component: cytosol. Gene Ontology annotation, biological process: heme biosynthetic process. NCBI's taxonomy places the organism in Eukaryota, Metazoa, Chordata, Aves, Passeriformes, Paridae. The coding region runs from base 83 to 1192 and encodes 369 amino acids.